Messenger RNA from Anisakis simplex (herring worm), 1585 nucleotides. NCBI's taxonomy places the organism in Eukaryota, Metazoa, Nematoda, Chromadorea, Rhabditida, Anisakidae. The record is from the annotation of a GenBank genome assembly.
UAAACCACCACGACGACACUCUACAAGAACCUCCAAAAAAGUAAUUCGAUUUGGCGAGUCACAGCAGCUGAAAAGUACUCCUUUGGAGGAUAGCGCUGUUGUGAAAUCACCAUCGAAAACCCCGAAAAAGACACCCGUUCGGAUAGAAGUCGAAGAUGAGCAAACACAAACAGUUACUGUUGUUGAGAAAAAGAGCAAAUCCAAGAAGGUAUCAAAGUUUAAAAAGGCUAAAAAACUGGCGAAAUCUUCCAAAAAGACUGCUAAAAAGCAGAAGGGAGCAGCCGUCAAGAAGUCCAAUAAGACUGUAUCGGCUAAAAAGGGCAUCAAGUCAUCAGAUAUUCAAUCAGUAUCAACUCCAUCUUCAUCGUCUCCAAAACGCCCUCGUGAUGAUAUACCAAAACCAAUAGAAGUCAAGCCAAAACCAGCCGAACCCAAGAAGAAAAAACACAAAAACGAUAAGCUGAUACCGAGACUGGAUAUUCCGGAUAUGCAAUUGAAUAGUUUCUUCUACGGAAAAACAAAUCCGAAAUUCAUAAGCGUUUCAUCGUAUGCUCGUAUUGCUCAUCGAUUUGUCUUGAAGAAAGAUUUGAAUGGACUGAAAAGAGUCAUAGCCGAUGGAGCACAUUUUCAUUCGGAUGCACUCCGCUCGACCUAUUCGGAGUCAUAUGAGCUGACGCCCGAAUGUGAGGCUGUACUGACAGAGGAUUUGAAAUUCAUUGAUGAUAUGCUGAAACUAUCCGACAAACUGGCAAAAGACACGCAAAGCAGAGUGACCACCGAGCCGUUGCUUCUAAAAGAGGUGGAAACAGGUAAAAGUAACGUGCGCAUGUUAGGACAUAGAACACGUCCGGUGCAAAUGACUCGUGGAGGUCGUGAAGGAAUUAACGCAUUGCUUAAGCAUGAUGAGGAGUCUCAUGCUGACCUAAAUGAACGACUUCAAGUGCUUAUCGAGAAGAAUAUCUCAUUUGCUACUCUGGAACAUAUCGCAAGUCUUGCUUCCACCUAUAAUACAUGUGUUGACAUUUCCAGCGAAUGUACUUCUCUGGUGGUGCAUGCGGUUCGAUUCGGACAUCGUAAAUUAGCUGGCAAAAUGAUUGAAGCAUACUCCAAAUACAACUUCAAUGAUUUACACCUUCAAACACUUCUGAAUGAUCGUCAACCGUUAAAGAAAUUCAAGCAAGUCUCAGUGCUGAAGAAGGGACAAAUGAAUGAUACAAUAACGCCGAUCCAUACGGCGGCUAUCAAUCCUAAUGUCGCCUAUCUGAAAGCACUUGCUGAUGUUGAGCCGAAUUUCAAUAUUCCGGAUGCAAAAAAUUGGUAUACAAUCCACUAUGCGGCCGUUUGUGAGGGUCCGGCACCGUUGAAGUUUCUGCUUGAGAGGGGUGCUCCUUUCGUGCAGACCAACAAACAGAAAGAUCUACCGCUGCAUUGUGCGGCAAGAACUGGACGUGUGGAAAACGUUCGAGUUUUACUCGAAGCUAUGCAGAAGUCGCAAGUUGUGGAUGAUUUAGAUGAUCAAGAAGCGAGCGAUCUGGACGAUGAGCAUCAUCCCAAUGGGGAAAGUUCACAAGCGGAAACUGAGGAC